Molecule: messenger RNA, 1568 nt
Organism: Aspergillus steynii IBT 23096
Lineage: Eukaryota; Fungi; Ascomycota; Eurotiomycetes; Eurotiales; Aspergillaceae
Exons: 2
Coding region: 145-1545 (466 amino acids)
Molecular function (GO): acyltransferase activity, transferring groups other than amino-acyl groups
Source: RefSeq, a predicted model, not a curated record
CCUUAUUGCUGAAUAUAAAGCCCAUUUAGGCGGAAUAUUCAAUCGUCGUUUUCAGAUAACCCCAAGCCACGAGGCUCCCACCUACCCCGCCAAUUCGUGUUCCUUUGAACAGCUUCAGGGCUGUAAAUCUCAACAUCGCCAGUCAUGGGCGAUCCAACUUACGUCGAGGAACUAUCCCCGCUGGACUUAUCCAUGCCCAGGACAUACAUUUCUGUUGUCCUGAUUUUCGAACAGCCAGGCCCAAACGCAAAGAUCACUCAAGUCCUCCAAAACAGUCUGGGUCGGCUUUCAAAGCAGGUGCCGUGGCUCUCCGGGAAGGUCUUUCCAAAAGCAUCAUCCGGAAAAAGUGCUUCUUCUCUCGAGAUCCGAUGGAAUGCAAACGACACACCAACCCUUGUCGACAAAGGAACUAUAGCAGCGUCAUACAAACAUACAUCCUCUCACGGGAUGCCCGCAGAUGCCAUUUCAUCAGACGUGUUGCCAGUUCCAAGCGUGAUCGACGAUGCUCUCCUCGCUGAAGGGGUUCCUGUUUUUGCCACAAGCAUUUUUCGCUUCGCUGAUAACGCCCUGGGCUUAUGUAUCUCUUUACAUCACAAUGCUGUCGACGGAACUGGACUAUCUAGUAUUAUGCGACAGUUGUCUCGAAACAUCACGGACCCUGGCUUCACCUUCUCAGGCUCGUCCCAGGGUAGGACCGACCGGUUUUCAAAAGCGCUGGCGCUGGAUCUCCAAGAGACAUCCUCCAUUUCGUCAGAGUCUCUCUUCUCGCUGCAUCCCGAGUAUUCCAGAAACCCACCUUCUCUGCCGGAGAAAUUCGCGCCGUCUACGUCGAAGCUCUUCACAAUUUCCAUGAUCUGGAUUGAUGCACUGAAGGAGCUGAUGCGAAAAUACACGUCGAAAGCACCGACUACAAAUACAGUGCUAUCCGCACUGAUCUGGACCACAAUCACCCGGAUCAGGAUGCAAGACAACCCAUCUCUCGGUGGGGAUAUGAGUCAGCUGGUAACAGCAGUCAACGGCCGACAACGCAUCGGAACAAAUUUUUCAGAGCCCGACUCACCAUUUUUCGGAAACGCAAUGUUUUACUCUUUGUCGAAGUUGCCGGCUGAUAUCUUGGCUGCCUCUGAUCAAACUCCCGUCCGCUCGCUUGCGCAAAUAUGCGAUCAUAUUGCGCAGUCGCAGUAUGCGAUUAACUCGCGUCAUAUUGCAGAGGUCUACCAACUGAUCGAGGGUGUGGAGGAUUGUAGGUCUCUAUUCCCGGGCUGGGACCUCUUCGGGUCGCGUGACCUCACGAUUACAAGCUGGGCUGACCUUGAGCUAUAUGAUUUGGACUUUGGCGACGCUAUGGGGAAGCCGAAGUUCGUGAGGGUGCCUUACUUGGAAGCAGAUGGUGUUGCUAUUGUUCUCCCUCGCCAGCGAGCCGUUCCCCACGAAGUCCUCGAGGUAAUGGUCAUGUUGCGCAGGGACUACAUGGAUGCUCUUGAACGUGAUGUCAUGUGGCAAACCAUUGUUUCAAUCGGAAGGAGAGAUGGGAAUAGUAACUGACAUCAAAGUAUAGGGCUCUGGCA